CGUGUGCUCCUCGAACCGCGACUUCUUCACCCGAGGGAUCUCGAAUCCUGCUCUUAUAUACCCGGACGAGUCAGGAGCCUCAGACACUCUUGCGAAAACGAGCGGAGGAACGGAUCGCUUCCAACAGGUGGACUGCACCCUGCAACAGAAUGAAGGAACUACUAGUAACGAUCACCCUCCUGUCUGUCGUUUCGUCUGAAGAAUUUGAGAUCAAAAAGCGGGGAGAGAUUCCUCCGGAAGUUGACCCGAAUUUCUGGCCGGUUCGAGGCAGACGGUCAUACUGGAACAGCGGAUUGCCACAUUACUUCAGCGGUUUAUCGCCACAGCGUCCAGAUGCAGAUUUCCUGGGAUAUUCGAAGGCGAUGAAAACCGCGUGUCCUUGGCCCGGCCCAGGUGCCUUCCUGCUGGACCAAGGAGAGCUGGCCUUCUCCGACAACUGGAGGGCUCGAUUCUGCCCAAAAAAGAAGUCGGUUUCGUUGAUCUUGCCGCUACGCGAAUGGCGGCCGGAUGAAUGCGACGGAGUUUCCGGAUGCGGCGAAGUGUGCGAUCGACUGUCUACGGCGCGAAGUCGCGAUCGGAGGAACAACGAGCAGUCGCGAAUCCAGGAGCCUCUUUACGUGGAGGAGCCAAGAUGGGUCGCAAUAGACUACAAGCAUCACGAGCUCGAGAGAUCGGCCGGUAAUGAGGAGCCUUUCUUUGUCGCCAGGGGGAAGAAAGGCGACGAUCGCAGAGAUUCUGACCGCAGAGGGCGAAGACAACUCGAGGAAGUCUUUGACUCGUACGAUGCCGAGCCAUUUUUCGUCGCCAGGGGAAAGAGGGAAGCAGUUGAAGAAGACGAGGACGAGGCUGGGGAAAAAACGAACGAAGAAGCGGUGCCGAUUUCAAAAAUGACUGGGCAGAAUAAAUACAAUUAUCACCUGAACCGCGCCUAUGCAAAAUAUGGCGCAAGCGCCAGGAGCAGGCGAGAAUCGGGCGGCCAUCGACACGCGGUGAAUAAUCAAGAAGACGAAAAGAAGACUAGGGAUUUUCGGGGACAAAAAUCCCUAGCGAAGAACUCCGAGUCGAAAACCGACGGAGAGCCGAAGGAGGCGGACGCUUUGGUGCAAAACGGACUUCUCGAUGACCAGGAGAGUCUUCAUCGACGAUCGGAACGUUCAUCCGAGCCUAACGAGGCCCCCGUAUCCGACGGAGAGGACGCAAAAUGGCGCAACAGCGUUCACCCCCGUUAUUCUGGGCCUCGUGACAAGCACUCCAAUUUACAAAGCAUACUCGAGGAGCCGUUUUUUAUUUCAAGGGGGAAGAAGGAUGGAGGAGAUGAAUAUUUAUACGACGCAGGUGAAGAGUUACCGGUUAGAACAACGCCCAGUGAGGAGGAAAGUGCGGCGAUCGACGACAUAUUGAAAAUUUAUCGCGGUCUCAAGACCAGCUCACUUUUGUACACCGGCGAGGGCUUUGAAUUAUCCGGAAUGCUUGGCGAACGCGGCUACGAGACUGCGAAAGCAAAAAAAUCGAAACAGGAUAAACCGCCGAGAAAUCGGAGAGGGAUGCUCGACGAUCUCCUGAAGAGUGACGAUCCCUUCUACGUUGCCAGAGGCAAGCGCAUCUUCGGAAGACUCGAGCCUUCGGAUUUUUCCCCGUCGAGACAAUCGGUGGAAACGAUUCGCAGAGAACCGUAUAAUAAUUACGAGAAUUCUGAAAGUGCGGGAAAAUUUUCACUGUUUGCUAAAACCACACGCACGAAGCUGCUCAGAAAAUUGUCAGAUUUUGUAAGACCCAAUCUUCGUAACUACACAAGCGUCACACUCAGCGGCCGUAAUUAAUCGGCUUUAAAAUACGAACAGAGUACAUAUAACGAAUGGAUUAAUAAGUAAAUUUGAACAAUUAUUAGCAGCGAACAAUGAGUAAAUAAAAUACAUAUUCACAUGUUCAAAGACCGUGGUUAUUUUUCACGGUUCGUUAUCCAGUUAGAAUAUUGAUGAUGAUUUUUUUUCUGUAUUUAAUUUUAACAAUUGAUAAAUAGUAUAUAAAUAAAUUAUAGCUAUAGGUAUCGAGGUAGAAAAUUACCGAUACACGUUCUGCUUCGUAAAAUUAUAAAUUUUAGUUAAAUUGCAUGUGUAUAAGUAAGUAAAGAUAUUGUAAGUUAAUUUAUCU
Molecule: messenger RNA, 2151 nt
Organism: Diprion similis
Lineage: Eukaryota; Metazoa; Arthropoda; Insecta; Hymenoptera; Diprionidae
Exons: 5
Coding region: 150-1820 (556 amino acids)
Source: RefSeq, a predicted model, not a curated record